AUGUUUGGCAUGGAAAAUGCAAAGUCUAUUGGAACUCCAAUGAGCCCAACAACUUUUCUUGAAGAAGACAAACAUGAAAAAAGUGUGGAUGAAACGAUGUAUAGAGGAAUGAUUGGAUCACUAUUAUAUCUCAUUGCUAGUCGAUCAGACAUAAUGUUCAGUGUAUGUAAGUGUGCAAGAUUUCAGUCGGCUCCAAAGGAAUCUCAUCUUACUACAGUUAAACGUAUUAUUAGAUAUCUCAUUGGGACCACUGAAUUAGGACUAUUGUAUGCUCAUUCUAACAAUUUCUCCUUAAAAAGUUUUUCAGAUGCAGAUUUUGCAGGUGAUAGGAUUGACAGGAAAAGUACUAGUGGCACAUGCCAAUUGCUGGGAAAUACUCUAAUUUCCUGCCUUCUCAAAGCUGAUAAUGAAAGCAGUGAAUCAUCGGAGGAACUUUCUAUUAGUCAAAAAAGGGCAGGAAAAAGAUCAAUGUAG
Nicotiana tabacum (common tobacco) is the source of this 474-nucleotide messenger RNA. NCBI's taxonomy places the organism in Eukaryota, Viridiplantae, Streptophyta, Magnoliopsida, Solanales, Solanaceae. The record is from RefSeq and is a predicted model, not a curated record.